UUAGUCCAAGCUGCCAGUUUCUUGAAACUGAAGAUUUUUCUCUUCCCUUCAAGAUUAUUGUAACAUUAGCAAGUGAAGUUUUAAAAUCUCAAUUGUUGCUGUGAAUUUCAUUACACGAAGGCACAGAAGAGUGCACUGGAAAUAUGGUGGAUUUACGAAACUUCACCCAGAUAUUGGAAGAUGUUUUCAAAAACACAUUUCUUAACUACAUGAAUAACUGGCGCCGGAACAUGACAGAGGAACAAGAUGCGCUGCAAGCGACAGUUGAUGCAGAAAACUUUGAUUACGUUAUCUUGUACCUCAUUGUAAUGAUUGGAAUGUUCUCCUUCAUUAUUGUGGCUAUCCUUGUGAGCACGGUGAAGUCAAAGAGGAGAGAGCACUCUAAUGACCCGUAUCACCAGUACAUUGUUGAUGAUUGGGGUGAAAAAUAUAAGAGCCAGAUUCUGAAUCAAGACGACUUGAAGUGUACAAUCCAUGAAAACAUCAGUGUAAGGGAGAAAACAACCCCUAGAUUGCCUUGAUUUCUUGGAGAUCAAGGCAAACAAACCAUAAAGCCAUGUACGUAAUGUACUGUUUUCACUAGGAUUCUGAAUUGCCAUCACAUUGUCUGAUAAAUAGCCAGAGAUGUCUAGGUAUAGAUCGUUCCAGAGAAAUUAAAUCUACUCCUUCACUGUGAGAUUUUUGGGUGAGGCUACUUAGUCGGCCAUCCGAGAAAGAGAAGUAUUCAUACUCUAGUUUGAUUUUCUAUUCUGCUUGACACUAGAGAGGCAUGAAAACACCUAACAAAAAUUGCCCCCAAACUAUGGGCAGAUUUAAAAUCUGGAUGUGGAUCUGACUCUGAAUAUCCCAAAUCGAAAUAAUGGACAAAACCAAAUCCCCAGAU
Messenger RNA from Caretta caretta (loggerhead turtle), 883 nucleotides. RefSeq names its product potassium voltage-gated channel subfamily E regulatory subunit 2 (gene KCNE2). Gene Ontology annotation, molecular function: transmembrane transporter binding; voltage-gated potassium channel activity involved in ventricular cardiac muscle cell action potential repolarization; potassium channel regulator activity. NCBI's taxonomy places the organism in Eukaryota, Metazoa, Chordata, Testudines, Cheloniidae. Gene Ontology annotation, cellular component: voltage-gated potassium channel complex; membrane. The record is from RefSeq and is a predicted model, not a curated record. Gene Ontology annotation, biological process: negative regulation of delayed rectifier potassium channel activity; potassium ion export across plasma membrane; regulation of heart rate by cardiac conduction.